ACGCCGUACGAUUACCGUCAGAGACCGCUAGUACCGACCGACGUCGACGUAUAUUUUCCGAGUUAGAAAAUUGUAUACGCCGCCAAACGAACACAGCGCCGUUUCGUUUUUGUCACAGCCCACAGGCGGCGUCAGACAAUAAUGACAAUAUUCAACGCACGGACAACCGACGCCGACGCCAAUGAUAAUAAUAAAUAAUAAUAUCUACUUGUAGUCCCUUCGCGCCACCGCCAAAACAACGCUUAUCAGCCGACGCCGUCCUCGAUCUUAUCAAUCUGUCGCCGCUCCAAAACUCCCACCCCAAAACAUCGGCAUGGAGAAAUGAACAAUUUUUUAUGGCAUGUUGCUCCAAAAGGCUUAUUAAAAGUCAAAACUAAUUCUGCUUUGGAACGCUAUUAUUUUAAAAUGCAAAAGACCAAAUUACGAAUGAUAGCUGAAAAAUUAGAUAUAAUUGCGAGACGAGAAGAAAUAAAAUUAAUGAGAUGGCUCGUUAAAGGCAAAAUAGAAACAUGGGACAUAAGUGAUUCUCUCGAAAACACCCCCGUUAUACGCAAUAGACUAGAGGUAGAGAGAUUAUUGGAAUUAAACAAGAAGCCGUAUAAAAAACCUUAUCAGCAUCCAUGUACAAAAAGACUUGAAAGACAGAAUUUUAAGAAUCUUACGCCGGAAGUUGAACGAUGGGGUAUAAUAUUCAGGGAAGUGAAAUUCGGAGAAAGUUUUAAUGUCGAUCAUUACCACCAUGGUAGACUUUUAAAACGAAAAAUAAAAGAAGAUAAUAAAGAAACUGGACUAUACUUGCGACGAUCAAACUACCGAGUCAAAUUAAAAGACGAAAACGUAGACGCAAUGAAAACGAUUCCACUACAUGACUUCAAAACCCUCUUCGAAACAAGCAAUAAACUUAUUAAAGAACCCGUUUGCUGGCAUUACUAGCCCUCAAGACCGAAACGAAUGCACAUCCGGAUAUAAUAAAUUCUACAUAAUGUUUUAUUUUCUUGGUCAAGAAUACAAGGUGAUUCUUUUAUUAUAAAACACUUAUUAUUUCAAAAAGUAUUCACGUUUUUGAAAACAUUUAUUUACAUAGUUUCAAGUUGUUAAAGAAACAACGUUUUUAUUAUAAAAUUAUAUUUUUAAAUAUUUUUUAUCCUUAUAUUUUUUUUAAGUUUUUUACUUUUUUGAAUGACAGCAUAGAGUUUUAAUUUCAUAUUCCAAAUCAGAAUAAUUUUCUAAAUAUUUGGAUACAAAAAAACCAAAUAAAGGGUGAGUAGUUUAUGAUUUUACGUAUUUAAAGUUUAGACAAGCGGAGUAGUGGACAAACAUUUUGUGGGGUAACCCCGUACCACUCAACUCCGCGCAUCUAAACUUGAAAUACGUAUAGCUCAUAAACUACUCGUUCUAAAUUCGAUUUUUAUGUAUUAAAAUAUUCAGAAAAUUAUUCUGAUUUGGAAUAUAAAAUUAAAAAUUUGUGUUGUUAUUCAAAAAAGUAAAAAACUUAAAAAAAUAUAAAAAAUAAGUAUAUAUAGUAUAUAGUAAUAACGUUGUUUUUUUUUAACAACUUGAAACUAUGUAGAAAAAUAUGAAUACUUUUUGAAAUAAUGAAUGUUUCAUAAUAAAAGAAUCACUCUGUAUAACAUCUGCAGAUCACAAUGUAACUUUAAAAUCAAUAUUAAAUAAACCUUACCUAUACAUA
Rhopalosiphum padi (bird cherry-oat aphid) is the source of this 1690-nucleotide messenger RNA. RefSeq lists its product as uncharacterized. The transcript has 5 exons. Bases 322 to 933 code for a protein of 203 amino acids. NCBI's taxonomy places the organism in Eukaryota, Metazoa, Arthropoda, Insecta, Hemiptera, Aphididae. The record is from RefSeq and is a predicted model, not a curated record.